This is a messenger RNA of Symbiodinium pilosum, 1542 nucleotides long. The record is from the annotation of a GenBank genome assembly. NCBI's taxonomy places the organism in Eukaryota, Dinophyceae, Suessiales, Symbiodiniaceae.
GUUUGGGAUGAGACUUCCCGGCGCUUCGUGAAGGAUUUAUCCCACUCUCCCUUGCGCCAAGCAGGCCAACCAGGCCAAGGAGCCCUGCCUUCGCUACCGGAUCUUCCCAACAUGCCUGCUCCAGCACUGGAAGUGGAGCCGACGCCUGAGGAGGAUGAGGAAGAAGAGGAGGAACAGGAGGAGAAAUUGAAAGUUGACCACCGGCACAGUUCUGAGCAGACUGAAACCGAGGACAGGCUCCAGGCUUUCCAAGGGAAAGCCAGCCUCACGUCUCCGAACCGGUCGUCUGUAACUGGCUUUGACAAGGUGUUCUCAUUUCAGCGGAAAGCCUCCAUGGAAUUUAAGCGAGAUUUCCGACUUCAACGCAUCGCCUUUGCCGUCGUGUCGAACAUGUUCUUCGAGUCCGCAUCAAUGUUCAUGCUGUGUGCGAAUUCAGUUGCAAUUGGAAUACAGACAAACUACCUGGCUUCUAACAUGGUUAGUGCUGUGCCUUCGUAUCUCCGAGCUCUGGACAUUAUUUUUUGUGUCUUCUUUGCCAUCGAACUGGUGGUGCGUCUCAUGGCCUUCGGGAAGCGCUUCUUCGUGAUGACUGGCUGCGGCUGGAACGUUCUGGACCUUAUCUUGGUGAGCGCUCAGGUCGCUGAGGAGAUCCUUCUAGGAAUUGCGGAGAUGAACGCCGAGGGAGGCACUGUUCCAUACAACACGGAAAUGAUGCGUGUCGUCCGCAUACUGCGCGCCAUCAAGGUGGUGCGGCUUGUGGGCGCAGUGCGAUUUGCCCAGGACCUGCAGCUUUUGAUCAACUGCCUCUUCCUGUCCUUGAAGCAGUUCCUGUGGUCGGCUUUGCUGCUGCUUUUGGCCAUCUACGUGGUGGCAAUCUAUAUAACUCAGGCUGCCACAGCAUAUCGGCUAGAGAACCCGGCGGGGCAAAACCCUGGUGAAUCAGUCGAGUCCGCCAUGACGAAGUGGUGGGGCUCCAUGCCCCAGAGCGUCCUGUCACUCUUCCAGGGUGUCACCGGUGGGGUGGACUGGCAUGAGAUUGCGGACCCUCUGAUAACUGGCAUCAGCCCCUGGUUUGGCCUACUUUUCAUCGUUUUCAUGGCCUUUUGCAUCCUUGCGCUGCUGAAUGUGAUCACCGGCACCUUCGUGGAGACCAUGAGCCAGCAGGCUAAAGAUCUGAAAUUGAGGAAUCGCGUCCUUCAAGCGCGAAGGCUCUUCUGCGAGAUCGACUUGGACGGCUCAGGAUUCAUCAGCCCGGAUGAGAUUGUCGACCACACCUCGAAUCCUGCAGUGCAGGAGUUUUUCGAGUCUAUCGACGUCCACCCUUCAGAGGCCCAGCGACUUCUGGAAGUCAUCGACAUCGACGGGAAUGGCAAGAUCAACUUCGAAGAGUUCUUAGAGGCCUCCAUGCGCCUCAACGGAGCCGCGCGGUCUUCGGACUUAAUCCUGCUGGCACGGGAGAUGAAGCGCUUCCAUGCAUCCCAGCUGAAAUAUUUGAACGACUUGAAGAGCCUGAUCUCUUCAGCGCAGCCGUCCCUUAUGUGA